Alternaria alternata is the source of this 2694-nucleotide messenger RNA. RefSeq names its product TFP11-domain-containing protein. Bases 212 to 2314 code for a protein of 700 amino acids. Gene Ontology annotation, molecular function: nucleic acid binding. The record is from RefSeq and is a predicted model, not a curated record. The transcript has 2 exons. NCBI's taxonomy places the organism in Eukaryota, Fungi, Ascomycota, Dothideomycetes, Pleosporales, Pleosporaceae. Gene Ontology annotation, biological process: spliceosomal complex disassembly. Gene Ontology annotation, cellular component: U2-type post-mRNA release spliceosomal complex.
CAUUCACUCCGCCUUCCACGACAACCAGGCGCAUUCACGUCUUUCCUGUCUCGAAUUCAUGCGACACUGAUUGCGACACCGAUUGCGACACCGAUUCUACGACGCGACAUCUUGCGCGCCCGCGAACCGCUACUCAGAAUCUGCAGCUACUGCCUGCACAUAGCUCGUAUACGCAUCUUUGCCCGUAUUCACAACCCCCCCUAUCGGCGUCAUGGACGAAGGAGGCAAGCGAAAACACAGCUUCAGGCAGCAGCCGAACAAAAGGGCCAAGGCCGAGGAUGGCAGUGCACUCAAAUCAGGCUUUGGUGCGAAGAUGCUGGCCAAGAUGGGUUACAAGGGUGAGGGAGGUCUAGGAAAAGAGGGAGGCGGUAUCUCGGAGCCUAUCCAGGUCGUCAACCGCGGCACCAAGGGCGGUAUCGGUAUAGUGGCAGAGAAGAGCGAGCAGCAACGGCGGGAGGAGCGUCGCAAGGCCGAAGCAAACGGAGAGAAGUAUGUCGACACUUCAGAAGAGGAGCGCGAGGAGAGGAAGAAGAAGAAGGCCAAAGCACGGGGCGAGACGCGAGCAUCAGCUCCUCGACCGAAGAAGACUGUUUUCGAGCUCGAAGCAGCUGGCAUGCAUGUACCGCUUGCACUGCAGUCCAUUAUCGACGCGACGACCGGCACGUCCACUCCAACUUCAGGCGUGUCCCUCCGCGGCCCUGACAUCGUCUCAUUCGAGAACUCUCUGCAAGCGCGCGUACGCAGAGACUUGAACAGUUUUUCCGAAGCAUUCGAACAACUUCAGGUCGAGUCGCAGGCCAUUCCACCCCAAGAGUAUGCGCUUCAGAAGGAGCUGGAAGCGCUCGAAAAGCAGAUGGACGAGUUGGAGGAUCUACAAGCACGCAUCGAGUCUCUGCGCACAGGCACGUUUGACGUCGUUUGCGAAGGGCUGAAGAGCCUGCGCGCCGCCUACCCAUCGAAGCCGCUACACCGCGAAUCGAUUGCCGUUAUACAUCCACACUUCUCCAAAGCUAUCGCGUCCUGGGAGCCACUUGAGGAUGCGUUGGAGGGCGUGGCCGCGGCUUUCUCAGAAAUGGCAAAUAUCAUACAGCCCAGAAGUAGGAGAGUUGCUUCUCAAGCCUACACCCACCCCUCAGAAGCACUGGUUAGCCGCAACUCAGUCGACGAAGAGGACACGAUAAAGCGUGGCACUACAUCGUCAUAUGAGUCCAUGAUGCUCAAAUAUUGGCUCCCAACAGUGAGCUCCGCUGUAACACAGUGGGAUGUCAAGAACCCACAGCCCAUGGUGCAUUUGGUAGAAGUCUGGAAGCCAGUCUUACCACCAUUCAUUGCUAAGCGGGUGCUGGAACAAAUCACACAAAAGCUCUCCACCUCAAUCCAGGAGUGGAAUCCUCGAAAGCUCAAGAGAAGCCCACACACAUGGGUUGUGGAGUGGCUGCCUUUCCUCAAGCCGACUGAUCUAGACCCCAAGGGAUCAGGUUUAGUUGCUGAAAUCAAACGCAAGAUCCGACAUGCACUACAGUCCAUCGACCUCUCCAAAGGCCCGUUGCCAGGGAUGGACCAGUGGAGGAGAGUGUUUGGAAAGGGCGAGUUUGACCAUCUACUUACCUCCCAUCUAGUACCGCGUUUGGCGACCUACCUACGAGACAAUUUUGACAUCAACCCCGCUGAACAAGAUCUGGCACCACUCGAGGCCGUUUUCGCUUGGAAAGGGCUGAUAUCAAAUGAAGUCAUUGGAGAACUAUUGAAAGCACAGUUCUUCCCCAAGUUUCUCGAAAUCAUCCACCAAUGGCUUACGAGUCCCGAAGUUGUCUUUGAAGAGGUCCAGACGUGGCUUGCGUGGUGGCGGAACGAGAUCUUGCAGGACGAAAUCAGCAACUUACCUUCCGUGGCCUCAUCCUGGAAUGAAGCAUACUCGCUCAUCGGUACCGCACUGGAUCUUGGCGACGCAAGAUUGACACAUCUACCAGCGCCUCACGUCGAGAGUACGAGAGUCUCCCCAGAACCAUCCCAGUUCUCCAAGUCCGUCAAUAAGGAACCACCUCGUCCUGCGCCACAAGUCGAGGAGACAACAUUCAAGGAUAUGGUAGAGGAAUUCUGCGCUGAAGAGAAUUUGCUGUUGAUACCACUUCGUGAAGCUCACGACCAGACCGGUUUGCCCCUUUUCCGCAUCACCGCAAGCGCGACUGGACGAGGAGGCGCAGUGGCGUAUCUCAAGGGCGAUGUUCUGUGGGUGCAGAACAAGAAAGAUAAGACCAUGUGGGAGCCUACCGGUUUGGAUGAAGCCCUCACCGCUAAGGCAGAGGGCAAGUGAUUGCCAUCAACUCCAGAAUGCAUGUCUGCAUAUCCCACACCAAGCGGGUCUCGCUUCGAAAGGGUAGUGAUAGUGAUGUCGACCGCAGGGCUAUAAUGAAGCCACAUUAUCUCUCCAUCAGCGUCUCCUGACGCACCGAAAGGCAUUCCAAAAAUGCCGAAAGUAUGCAUGAAUCGUGAAGUAAGAGAAGUAACGGCCAAUGCGAAUUGCCGUCACAAGAUAUGAGGGUGAUGCGGCCUAAUAAUCGGUCCUUGCUGCAAGCCUAGUCUGUGAUUCCCAUUGCAUUACGACGAUUGUCGCGUAGAAUUUGCGAUCCGACUCGUUACUUCAAGUAGUUUGUUCGGCAUAUAAUCCUUGAAGUGGCUAAUAUACUACUUCCC